GCCUCCUCAGAAAGCCGGGCUGGGAACGACAGCCGGGAGCGGAACCGCGAGCCGCCGCCGCCAUGGGGAGCCGUGUUUCGCGGGAAGACUUCGAGUGGGUCUACACUGACCAGCCCCACGCACAUCGGCGCCGGGAAAUCCUGGCCAAGUAUCCUGAGAUAAAAUCCUUGAUGAAACCUGAUCCCAACUUGAUAUGGAUUAUAAGUAUGAUGAUUCUCACCCAGCUGGUUACUUUAUACUUAGUAAAAGACUUGGACUGGAAAUGGGUCAUAUUUUGGGCAUAUGCCUUUGGCAGUUGUGUUAACCACUCAAUGACUCUGGGUAUUCAUGAGCUUUCUCACAAUAACGCCUUUGGCCACAACAAAGCCUUGUGGAAUCGCUGGUUUGGAAUAUUUGCUAACCUUCCUGUUGGAAUUCCAUAUUCAAUUUCCUUUAAGAGGUAUCACAUGGAUCAUCAUCGAUACCUCGGAACUGAUGGCAUUGAUGUAGACAUUCCUACUGAUUUUGAGGGCUGGUUCUUCUGUACCACUUUUAGAAAGUUGAUGUGGGUUAUUUUUCAGCCUGUCUUUUAUGCUUUUCGACCUCUGAUCAUUAACCCCAAACCAAUUAGUCAUCUGGAAAUUAUCAAUAUAAUGGUUCAGAUUACUUUUGACAUUAUGAUUUACUACUUUUGGGGAAUUAAAUCUUUAGUCUACAUGUUGGCGGCAUCCUUACUUGGUCUGGGUUUGCACCCAAUUUCUGGACAUUUUAUAGCAGAACAUUACAUGUUCUUAAAGGGACAUGAAACUUACUCAUAUUAUGGGCCUCUGAAUUUAUUGACCUUCAAUGUGGGUUAUCAUAAUGAACAUCAUGACUUCCCCAACAUUCCUGGAAAAAGCCUUCCACUGGUGAGGAAAAUAGCACCUGAAUACUAUAACAACCUGCCCCACUACAAUUCUUGGAUAAAAGUACUGUAUGAUUUUGUGAUGGACGAUACAUUAAGUCCCUACUCAAGAAUGAAGAGGCAUCAAAAAGGGCAGGUGGAGCUGGAGUAAAUAUCCUUACAACCAAAGGAAUUCUUCUUUGAAGCAUUAAAAUAGGUGAUAAAGUAGAAUUUCACAUUAUAGAAGCUAGGACCGGUAAUGCUUUACAGUCAGCCUGUCUCUGUAGUGCUCAGCUUUACUCAUAGGAAAUGUGUGUUGUCAUCAUUGUGGAUCUCUUCACCCAUGUCUGUCAUCUUAUAAGCAUAUCAUUAAAGAAGGCUUUUAAAAAGCCAUUUCUAGCACAUUAUUUUCACUAUAAAGUUUUACUUUAUUAAACUAGCUAAUAAACUGAGCUAUUGGCUGGACAAAGUAGCUCACGCCUAUAAUCCCAGCACUCUGGGAGGCCAAGGCAGGUGGAUUGCUAGAGUUCAGGAGUUUGAGACCAGCCAGAAUAAGAGUGAGACUCCAUCUCUACUAAAAAUAAAAAACCUAGCUGGGCUGUGUGGCGGUCGUCUGAAGUCCCAGCCCCGUGGGAAGCUGAGGCAGGAGGAUUACUUAAGCCUUAGAGUUUGAGGUUGCUAUGGGCUGUGAUGCCAUGGCAUUCUACCAAAGGCAACAGAAACUGUCUCAAAAAAAAAACCCGAGCUAUUAAUCACAAUAUUUUAGUGUUUGUUGUAUUUUACUGUCUUUUACUAUAACAUGGUAACUUGAGUACUAAGAGAAC
Molecule: messenger RNA, 1686 nt
Organism: Nycticebus coucang (slow loris)
Lineage: Eukaryota; Metazoa; Chordata; Mammalia; Primates; Lorisidae
Product: sphingolipid delta(4)-desaturase DES1
Exons: 1
Coding region: 63-1034 (323 amino acids)
Biological process (GO): ceramide biosynthetic process
Cellular component (GO): membrane
Molecular function (GO): sphingolipid delta-4 desaturase activity
Source: RefSeq, a predicted model, not a curated record